UAAUUAUGCCAUUUGCUUCUUUCUUCUUCCUUAUAAAAAGGAGGUUUCUUUCGUCUUUCUUUAACUGAGCCUUGUGAAUUCUAUAUCAUUUGCAUGACGAAAUCCAUGAAACGAUCAAGAUCAAGAUCAAGUAGUCAAGAACAGGACGAAGAUGUAAAAUCAAUAGAGAACAUAGAAGAUUUCAUUCAUAUUGAAGAAGAGCAAGAACAAGUAGUAGUUUGAAUUGAUGUUGCUUGAAUUGACUAACAGUGGCUUAGGAUGCAAAAGAAACGGACUAUCACAGAUAUAAGCGCAAAAGACAGUUGUUCAUGACAGACAUUGAAGACAAACUAGAGUUAAUAUUAAGCGGCAUUUUUCAACUAAGCCAGGAUCUUCAGCGUGUGACUCAAGACACAAGCAUUCUAAAAGACGAAAUAAAAGAUAUCAAGACUCGGCUUGCAGGAAAUCACCAAAAAGAGAAACCCGAUACCAUAAAACAAGAAUUACAAGCUGCAUCAACAGGGCCUUUCCCUGCGUACAAACCUAUAGAUCGCAUCAUGCCUCGACCCUCACCAAAAGAAACAACCUUGUUUUCCGACAAAAUCAAAGGAGAAAAAAAGAUUCACAGCCUUCAAUUUACAAGUAGUCUCUAUAUAGAUUUGAUACAGAAAGCACUAGGCGCAGAAUCAGAAACAGGUUUAGACUACAAAGCUAUGGUUAAAGAAGCUGUGCUGGUGACAAAAGCUGUAAUUUCGCAUCUGAAAGAACUUUAUCAUAUUAAUUCAACACUUAAAUGGAGUCGGGUAGAUCCAACUGUCAAGCUAGAAGCCUAUAGGCAAUUAGAGGAAGCAACUCAACAUCUCUUGCCUCUCAAACUGUGCUCUGAAUUCUGGGGCGCACAUGUUCUAUUAAGUAAUUUCUGGCUCAAGAGGAAAAAAUUGGAAAAGGUCAAAGAAGAAUCGACAGAUAGUAGAACACCAGAAGAGUCGAGUCAAAACAACGAUAGAAAUCCAUUUAGCAUCUCCUUUUUAACAAACCAACAACAAACUUAAAUGUUUUUAAUAUCAAUAAACUCUUUACGUAAUUGUCUAAGUCGAUACUUUUCUUUUUUCACUUGAUCUGAAUCUGCCCGAGGGCGGUCUAAUAAUUUCUUGUAGUGAGCUGUUCGAAGGACUUUGCCUGCUCCUAACGGAAUAACAAACUGUUGGCUUUCUGUUGAAGGAACAUUAGACACUUGUUCCAGACAAGUCUUGUAUAACUGUGCUUUAAUCAAAGAUGAAGACCAAAGCUCACGAAAAUGGCGCUGUGUUCUAACAGGU
Messenger RNA from Gilbertella persicaria, 1298 nucleotides. RefSeq lists its product as uncharacterized. The transcript is spliced from 2 exons. NCBI's taxonomy places the organism in Eukaryota, Fungi, Mucoromycota, Mucoromycetes, Mucorales, Choanephoraceae. The coding region runs from base 309 to 1031 and encodes 240 amino acids. The record is from RefSeq and is a predicted model, not a curated record.